UUAAUAUCGCUCAGUCCUCCUCUCGAAAGUAACACAGCAACAAGGCGGCAGCAUAAGUGCAUAUAUGCAUUUAUUGUUUAAUAAUAUAAAUUGAGUAAUAACGAAGGCAAAAUAUGCUUAUACGUGAUUUAGUGAAACUUGAGUGAACAAAAGCUUCUUAAGUACCGCUGAUUCCUAGAAGUGAUAUCGAAAAUGAUGAUCACAUUACAUACCUAAAUAUGAGUGCUUGUGCAAAGUUAAUAAUAAUAUUGUGUGAAGUUUCCAACAGAAUUUUAUUAUUUAAAUCACACGGUUUUAAGUAAAUUAAUGUGCUAUUAUCUAAUCGAAUUUAACGGCUUUUUACGAUAAUUCCAACCGUGCCACACCGACGGCAAACCCAUAUUAUAUACAUAUAUAUAUAAUUAAUUAGAAUUCAAGUGUUUUAAUGGUAAUAUAUUAGUAGCUGCAAUAAAAUGGAUGCCUACGCUUUGCCCACCUACUUUCCACUUGCGUACUCCGAAUUACAAUUUUUAGCGUCGCGAAGGGCUGCAGCCGUUGCCGCUGCGGCCUUGCCUUCGGGUUCAGGUUCUCCGGGCUGCAUUACCAAUGUACACACAACGGAUGUUUCCAGCUCGGUGUCGAUGCCAUCAUCCAUAAUGCAGGCAUCUCCUGAAGCAUCAGAAGCAACAAUUAAACCUCCUACAACAUCGAUUCUUCCGUCGAGUGGGAACAUUUUACAUCACCCGCAGCAUCAUCAUCACCCAGAGCAUCAUCAGCAUGUUCAUGGGCAGACGCAACAUGCACAUGAAUUUCAUCCAGCUUAUAGAAUUCCUGGGUACAUGGAGCAGCUGUAUUCCCUUCAGCGCACCAGUUCAACAGCAUCAUUUCAUGAUCCGUAUGUUAACUGUGCUGCCUCAGCCUUCCAUCUGGCAGGCCUCGGCAUAGGUUCAGGUGAUUUUUUGGCCACCUGUGGCAUGGGCUCGUUGGGUGAUCUGCAUCAUGCUGCCGUAGCAGCUGCCGCGGCGGCUGGAUCGCUGGCCAGCACCGAUUUUCCAUUCAGCAUUGAUAAUGGUAAUAACAGACGCCCCCCGCCUGGUGGUAGUAUUAGGACCAGUAUUAGCCGCAAGCGAGCUCUGUCUUCAUCGCCAUAUUCUGACUCAUUUGACAUUAACUCAAUGAUUCGAUUCUCGCCAAAUUCUCUGGCCACACUAAUGAAUGGUUCUCGAGGGAGCAGUGCUGCCAGUGGCUCCUAUGGCCACAUCCCCAUGACCCAUCCCGCACACGCAACAUUGGCACCGCGCUUGCAGCAGAUACAAGCACACUUGUUGCGCGCCAGUGCUGGACUUUUGAAUCCUAUGGCUUCGGCGGAGCAAGCAGCAGCGGCAGUAGGAUUUGCCGUAAACCAAGGAAAUCACUUAACCGAAGUGGUUUCCCGAAACAUCAGUGAUUUACCCUUACAGUUACCGAAUCAAAUACCAACUUCUUCAACUGCCCCAAGAAUUAAUGUCUAUGAUGAACACAAGUUUAUAAAAAAAGGCCACGAUCGUCUGCUUAAAAAUACGGCACCAGCUGAACAGCCAUCGUCAACAUCUGGCCAGACCCAAGUAGCCCAAGUAGAAGCCGAUAGUGCCUCAUCGAAUUUAUCGGAUCGCUUUGAUAACAGAAAAGAUAAUAUUGCUAAAUGUACACCCAAUGCUGAUCUAAAAUUAAGCCAUCACCACAGUGAAGAGUUAUUAAAUGAAUAUGAUUGUGCCAAUGCUGAUACAACGGAUAUUAAAGACGAACCUGGUGAUUUUAUUGAAACCAAUUGCCAUUGGCGUAGCUGUUGCAUUGAGUUCAUCACACAAGAUGAACUGGUUAAGCAUAUAAAUAACGAUCAUAUCCAGACUAAUAAGAAGGCCUUUGUCUGUCGAUGGGAGGACUGUACGCGAGGUGAAAAGCCAUUUAAAGCUCAGUAUAUGCUUGUCGUACAUAUGCGUCGCCAUACAGGUGAAAAGCCGCACAAAUGCACAUUUGAGGGCUGCUAUAAGGCAUAUUCACGUUUGGAAAACUUAAAAACCCAUUUACGCUCGCAUACGGGCGAAAAGCCAUAUACCUGUGAAUAUCCAGGAUGUAGCAAGGCAUUUAGUAAUGCCAGUGAUCGUGCGAAGCACCAAAAUCGUACGCAUAGCAACGAGAAACCCUACAUUUGCAAAGCACCUGGCUGUACAAAACGUUAUACCGAUCCAAGUUCGUUACGUAAACACGUAAAGACCGUCCAUGGCGCCGAGUUUUACGCUAAUAAAAAGCACAAAGGCUUGCCUGUAAAUGAUGUCAACUCUCGAUUACAUCGGAACAACAAUAACGGUGGUGGCCAUAAUAAUAGGCAGAGUCUACAGGAACACAACAUCGACUCGAGUCCCUGCUGCGACGAUAUACAUGUUAGCAAGGGAGUUAUGUCCAGCCCGAGUAUUAAAUCCGAAUCCGAUUGCAACUCUCCAAGUCAUCACAAUCAUCAGUUAGUAAGUGGAGUUCCCGACGCGUUACAUCACUAUCCAUCCGAUCACGUGGUUGAGAAUCUGACAUUGGAUGACAGUAACUGGAAUUGUGAAGAAGAUGUCGAUGUAGCAGAUCUACCAAUUGUACUCCGAGCCAUGGUGAAUAUUGGCAGUGGUGGAAAUUUAAAUGGAGGUGGAAAUGUUAGGCAGCGUUUUAGAAGUCGUCUGCAAACGAAGGGAUUAUGCAACAUACCGGAAAGUAAUCAUCAUAACCGUACAAUUGGCAUUAGUGAACUAAACCAGAGAAUAACAGAACUUAAAAUGGAACCAGGAGUUACCUCUGUAGCUUCCCCAAAAUCUGACAUUUUAGGAUAUGCCGACGAUUUGUCAUCACAGAAUCAAGUAAAUAAUCGUAAUUUAAUAUUCAAUAAGCAACAGAGCCUUCGUCGUGAUAGCCAAAACUCUACAAGUAGCACUUAUUAUGGCAGCAUGCCCAGUCGACGCAGCAGUCAGACAUCACAGCUAUCAUCAAUAUCCACCAUGAGACCCUGUACAUCACAUUAUGUCACGACAAAUGCCGCCUCUCUCUAUGAUCCCAUUUCACCAGGUUGUUCGCGGCGCUCCUCCAGUCAAAUGUCAAAUAUAAUGCCAAGUUGUUACAGCUUACCUUCGGGAAAUAGCAACACAAUUAAUGACUCUAUUAAUAAGACAGAAAUUGAUUUAAAUUUCCAAUGCAUCAAUUCAUAUAAUAACAACAGCAAUAGCGUUCCUCCGCCACCUUCUUCACAUGUUAUUGCCACGAAUUUAAAAAGAUUGCAAAAUAAUGACUUGGAAGGAGUUUGUUAUCCGAUUCAAUCUACAAACUCCGGUCGCUAUUCUAUUCCCAAUUAUAUACGAGCUGAAUCGGAUUUCCCCUAUGAUAUAUCGUCUCGGCGCCAAUCUGAACCAACUAAUCAGCAAAAUGUUGAGCCAAUAAUUACCACUCAAAGUUCUAUAAAAAUUAAAAAUGGCAACCAGCAGCUUAGAAAAGAGCUUCCAGUGAAGGUGGAUAAUGUUAAUAUACCUCUCGUCAACCCAACCAACGAAGUUAAUAUUGCACUCAACCCAAGCAACAUGUGUAUGCCUCGGAGCAACGAACAACAUCCCAAUGAACGCAUAAAUUUAGAUGAAGUUGAGGAGCUAAUACUACCCGAUGAGAUGUUACAGUACUUAAAUUUGGUCAAAGAAGACAAACAAACAGAACAAGGUCAAGAUGAUACAUUUUUACCAACAAAAGAAAACAAAACAACAGAUCAACCAGACACUGAAGGUCUACAAAUUUUACAUCCCAAUGUCCAUAACUUUUCAAGAAACGAACCACAACCUAUAGCGAAAUCAAAUCAAAAUCAAAUUAUUGACUCGUCAAUGACUAGUUUGCCUGAGUUAAAUGUCAACACUGCUGGAAAAUCAAUAAGAAAUGAAAAUCAGAAUCAAAACAAUUAUAAUAUUGAGAUACAAUGCGGCAUUGUUAGUCAGUCACAAAUGUCUCCGUCUUUAAAUAUUAACAAUGAAGUCCUAACCACAACUAAAAAGAUCCCAGAAACCAUAAAUAAUUCAAAUAUCAACUCAAUGCAACUAGACACAUAUCAGCGUACUUUGGAAUACGUUCAAUCCUGUCAAAAUUGGAUGGAGACAACAAAGAAUACAGCAUCGAUAGUUGAUCAAGUGCCAAUGUCAGUGUGGCCUGAUGUUAGCAGUUCCACACAUCCGUUUCCGGGCGCAAAUAUGGUCAUCAACGAUAUGACAACAUCUUUAAGCUCACUUUUGGAGGAAAAUCGGUAUCUACAAAUGAUGCAGUAGUAGUUGGCAAAGUUUUUUUCAAAAUUAAAUCAGAAGAUAUCUAUAAA
Molecule: messenger RNA, 4342 nt
Organism: Drosophila serrata
Lineage: Eukaryota; Metazoa; Arthropoda; Insecta; Diptera; Drosophilidae
Gene: ci
Product: transcriptional activator cubitus interruptus
Biological process (GO): regulation of transcription by RNA polymerase II
Cellular component (GO): nucleus
Molecular function (GO): DNA-binding transcription factor activity, RNA polymerase II-specific; RNA polymerase II cis-regulatory region sequence-specific DNA binding
Source: RefSeq, a predicted model, not a curated record